AUUUUCCAUCAUGAUGAUCAUCAACAUGAUCCAGUCCCAGCUCCGGAAACGCGUUUAAAAAAGAACCCCUCAAAAAAAAGAAAAGAUCUGCACACCCAAAGAUAAUUUAUUUGUAAUUAUGAGAUGAAAAACCUAUAUCUUUUAACUAUGAUUUAUACCAGACUUAGGCGAUUCAAAUUGAAGAAUUGAUUCUUUUUUUAAGAAAAAAAAACAAACAUGACAUCAGAAAGAAACUUUAUAAACUAGAAGUUCAGAACGUUUCGUUUAAUUUUUUAAUUUUAACGCUGGCCUUCGUCUUUAGGACUUUUACUCUGCUUGGGACAAAUCUAAUGUUUCGUACUACAGGCUGCCCAAGUUAUGUUACUUUAUUUAGUAAGUUUUAUCAGUAUAUAUUGAGUGACUUAUUUCAUCACGAACUCUACUACUAUUUGUUAACUACGAUUUCAUCAUUGUAUUUGUAUUAAUCAACUCAUUCUCAUACUCAUACAUUUAAGUUUAAGUCAAUUUUGUUUGUUUGUUAUUGAGAACCUAUCAUAAUCUAGUUAACGUUUCUUCCUAGUUACACAGGUUAAGUUAAGUCAAGUGUAAGCUCUACCUACUCUUUAAGCGAAUAGAAUUUGAACAUAUAAUAAUAUAACUUUAUUUAAAUUAUGAAAUUUUGGCCCUUUAACUUUAAAGUUUAAUUAACUUUUGCACAGUAGCUCAGUAGGCUUAGGCCUUUGGCCUUGGCACAGCAGGCCUGUUUAAUCAUUUAAUUUAUAAUAAAUCAGAUUUAAAAUUAGUUUUAUAAAAGCGUAUAACAUUUUAUCAGGAUAAGUGUGAUGAAUUAAAACUAUAUUGAAUUAUAAAACUGCCAAUAAAAAUGAUUAUACUAUUAUGUCUUAAGCGUUUGCCACGCCCACACGUAAGGCCGGCCAAGGGAGUGUAGACGAUGGGACACGUAAACUUUAUACUUUAUUUAAAACGGGGUUAGUUGGCCGAAAUAUAACCAUCUUUGAAGUUUUGAGAAUUAAAAAGUUCAUUCAGUCAUUCUUUUAAUUUUAAUAUUCACUUAAUUUUUUAAAGUUUUAAUUUAAGUAAAGUUUACUGACUGGCAAUUAUUAUUCUUGAUCAAAAUUAAAUAAAUAAAAUAAAUUAUAUAUUUAAAUUAAAUUAAUGAAUUAAUUUCUAAGUUUAAGAAGUAACUUUUAGCUCGAGUUUCAGUAUGAAUUAAUGCCAUAGUAAAUAUUAAUUAAUGAUAAGAAUAGGCUAAUGAAUAUGAUAUUAUACUUAUACUAAUGAUAAUGUUUACUAAGUAAAAGUACGACGUCAAAGGAUUAUUAAUUCGCAGUUACAUAUUUUUUAUAGUCCCAUGCCAUAUAAUAAAAUAUUAAUAUAUAAAUAUAGGCCUAUUAAAUUAUCAAUUCAUUUUCAUGAUUCAUAUAAAUAUAGGGCUACACCACUCAUUACUCCUCAUUAGUGUCAUAUACUUAAUUAAAAUCAAUAUCAUAUUUAUAGUUUCAAUGAGAUUCACCUGAUAACUUAAUUUUUCUCAUUUCAUUGUGUGUGUUGUGGGAGGGUAUAUUGACUAAAAUCAAUCUAAAAAUAUAAUGACAAUGAACAGUAGGCCUACAGAUAAGAUUUUUUUUUUAAAGUGCGGGGGAGGGGGGGGGGAACACAACUGUGCAUUGACUUUCAGUCUAUGACCAUAUUCAUAUUUUUUUUUGCUUGAAAUUGAAAGCACCCAAUCAAAAUAAUUUAAUCAGUCUUAUCAAAAAUAAUUUAAUCAGCCUUGUCACUUUUGGCUUUGCAGAGGAUUAUUGAGGACACUCACUGAUGAAAAAUGGACUGGUUGGCUUCUUCAUUUAUGACCACACAUUUUAUUGCAGGAGCUGCAUUGCUUUUUUUGUUGGUUUUCAUUUUCCAAGUUAACAAGCUUUACAGAUCUUUCUUAGUUAAGGAAAAAUUUGAUGAUCUUUACAUGCUCAUAACAGGCUGUGAUACAGGUAGGUUGUUCAUUGUUGUUAAAUCAAAUUAAAUCUUCAAGCAAUCAUGCUUCCAAUUUUUGAAACUUGAAUUCCAAAUGAUCAAUUUAACCAAGUUAAAUUACACUUAAUAAAGAAUAGAUUCAAAGCAGAUUACAAUUAGGCCUUCUUUAUGAAAUUGAAUUUUUUUUAAGUUACAAUAUUAGUCCUUUGAAAGAAAUUCUGUAAACAAUACAUUUGCACAAAUUUUAUUGAGAAACUUAUUAAUGUAUAACAUACUUUUGAUUUCUUAGUUAGUUACAGCCAAUGCCAAUGAUUCUUAACAUUAGCUCUAACUCUCAAUCUGUUUCUCUCUCUCACUCUCUCUCUCUCUCAUGUUACAAUUUUUACACCUCAAAUGCACUUUCUGAUGUAAAUUAUUUGUCAACCAAUUGUUGUUUUUAAAUGUAGGCCUAUUCGUUUGUGUAAUUGCUAAUUUUUAUGUGAAGUGCAGUGAGCCUAGAUUAGGUCGGGGUACUGCGCUAUAUAAAAGCACCAAAUAAUAAUAAUAUUAAUACAAUUUAAGUAAAGUAAAAAAAAAAUACCAUAUUUUCAUGAUUACCUUUUUAUCUUAAAGUUAAGUCCCUAAAUUGACUUCUAAAUCUACAGGAUUUGGCCACAGAUGUGCUAUAAAACUGGACAAGCUUGGGUGUCAUGUAUUUGCUGCAUGUCUUUCUCAAGAAAAAGUACAAGAAUUGUCAUCACUCUGCUCCAAAAGGCUGGUGGCUUUUCAAAUGAAUGUUACUGAUGCAGCAGCAGUGGAAAAAGCCCUAAGGCUCAUCAAAGUUCAUCUAGGGGAACAAAAAAGUGAUGUUUAUUAUUAUUUUUAAAUUAAUACAUUAGAUGAACAUGUUGAAUCCAUAAGUAAUUACAUGAGAAAAUAUGCACAGAACCUUUAAUUAAAAUAAAACACCACAGCAUUCACUAAAUGAUAUAACACAGGGGUCUCAAACUCGUGGCCCACAGGCCAUUUGCGGCCCACAAGACGAUAUUUUGUGGCCUGCUACAUGACAGCAAAUUUUAAUGUUAAUGCGGACCACGCGUUUUCCCCAUUCUCAUACCUAUAAUGUGAUGGGGUAGUUGCUCCUGUACUAAGUGACCCCAAACGGCUCAUGGGCUUGGCUUUUCUUGUUGAAAUUGCACAGGAGCUGAAUUUACUCAACAAGAAGUUACAAGACGAGGGGCAGCUUGUAUGUGUUGCCUUAGACAACGUCAUUGGAUUCUGCACAAAACUUGUGUUAUGGUUCUCAGAGAAACCUCUGCUUUUCACCAAAAUGCAAAGUACUGAAGUCAUUGCAAAGCUACAGGAAGAAUUUGAUCACAUUUUUUAGACUUCAAAACACACAAAGCCACUUUUCAGCUCUUUGCUGACCCUUUCUCCUUUAAUGUGGAAGAUGCCCGCGCCCCCCCCCCCCCCCCCCCCCCCCCCCCCUUUUGGGCUUCAAAUGGAGCUGAUUGAUCUUCAGUGCAAUUCUAAGUUCAGGGAGGGGAAUGGAAAAACACUGAUAUUUCCAGGUUGUUCAAGCGGAUCAUAUGACUUUUUGGGAGUACCUUCUGUGUGAAAAGCUCUUUUCCACUAUGAAAAUUAACAAGUCAAAAUUCAGGGCCAAACUUAUUGAUGAGCAUCUUCAAGCUAUACUGAGGGUCUCAGUUUCUUCCUCACUCAAGCCAAAGCUGCUCAGCUGUGUAAGAUUCUAAGAAGAAGCGCUGCCAGGUCUCUGGAAACAAAAGUAGGAGGAAGAAAGUGAAGCCUAGUUCUUGAGAACCCUUAAUGUUUUUAUUUAUUAUUUAUAAAGGUUGAGCAGAUUGUAACAGUUGCACUUUAAUAAAUUUGUAAUCGCUUUUUUAUGGAAUACUAGAUGCGGCCCAGUCUCAAUCAGACUCUAACCCCUGGGGACCCCAGAUGAUUUGAGUUUGAGACCUCUGAUAUAACAUCACAUCAUUAUAUAGACUACUGGCCUGACAUCAUUGUUUUUAUUAAUGUAACUACAACAUCACAGCAUCCAUUUAUCUACAACACCAUGGAUUUCAUUAAGCUAUAACACCACAGCAUUCAUUAAACUAAAACCACACUGCAUCUUUUAACUUCACCAUAAUUACUUGCAUUUUUCAUAUUCAUAUUUGCAGACCUAUGGGCCCUAAUAAAUAAUGCAGGCAUCGUUGGAUCAUUUGGUGCUGUUGAGUGGAUGAAGAAGUCUAAUUAUCAGGUAUCUUACCAUCAUGCAGUUUUGUUCCUCUCAUUUUGGCAGAUCAAUGCAAAAGUUCUUUUAGAGUACCCACCUAUACCUAGAUCUUUGAUCUCUUGGAAAUGCAAGCCUCUGUGUUUCCUGACCAUUGGACACUUUGGAAAUGUUAAGCGAUUGCUUUACUCUUGUCAUAAUCCCCUGGGAAAACAUUCAUUAGUAUAACCCAUGGGUUUUCAACCGUUUUUAACUGGUUAACUACCAUGAGCCGGUGGGAGCGGCUGGGCGUUUUUUUUUUUUCAUUAUGGCCACAAGCCGCUGGCAGCAUCAAUGUUUGCAUCGUGGUAAAUAUGACCUAAAUUUCAUUCAGCCACAGCAGGUUUUUCAAUCUGGAAGCUAAUCAUUUAAAACACAAAAGUUAAUUGCCUGAAUUCUGUUUAAAUAAUUAUUGGCUGUUUGGAUGGAUAGCUUUUUAUUUAAAGCAAUUUAUUUUGACAUUAGAUUUCAUAUUUUUUAUUUUCCUUCAGUGUGUCUUACUUUACAUCAUAAUCCUGCAUCAUACCUUUGAACCCUUAGCCAAAGCCCAUUAGCGUUCAGCAAUUUUUUUGGUUAUAGAAACAAAUUCAUAGCUACAUAGCUUUUACUUUUAAUGUUAUUAACUGUUUUUUAAAAAAUAGUGACCCUUCAUCAAAUGCUAGUCUUGUUGCUUGCGUAUAUCUCAGGCCACCAUCAAUGUCAACCUCCUGGGUACUGCUCUAGUCACCAACACUUUCCUCCCUUUGAUCAGAAAGUCCAGGGGCCGUAUUGUUAACAUGGCGAGCACCGUCGGCAGAUAUGCCACCAUACCGGCCCCUUAUUCAGUCUCUAAAUUUUGUGUGGAGGCAUACACAGACUUACUGCGCAGAGAAGUGGCCCCAACGGGCGUCACAGUGCACACCAUUGAGCCUGGGGGGUACAUGACUAAUAUUACAAGUAAGUCUUGUGGAGAGGCGGUCAUAUUCAAAAAUACAAUAAGCAACUUACUUAUUCAUGAUGUCAAUAAAUGACUUGAUUUGUUCAUCAUCAUUAAUGGCUUUGCAAAUUCAAUGCACAUCCUUAAUAUCUUGUUGUGUUCAUGAUGUCAUUCAAUAUCUUGUUGUGUUCAUGAUGUCAUUCAAUAUUAAAAUCCAAACGAACUAAUUUUUAAAGCAUUCAUAAAGCAACACAUGAUUUUCACUAAAAAAAAAUUCAACAGAUGCUGAAAUCCAUUCAAGGUCAAUGGAUGAAAUGUACAGUCAACUUAGGCCCGAACUUCGACAGUUUUACGGUGAAAAAUUCAAGACAAAAUGUAAGCUACAUAUUUGUUCUAUAAAGACUGGUAAUCUUUUGGGAAAUUGCAAGCAAACUUGGCAGUAAAUUAUUUUGUGAUAAUGCAAAUGAUGUCUUACUAAGCUUUUGCUACUGUAAGAGCCCCAGGUAGCUCAAACCCGUAGAAUGCCAACACUGAUAUGCAGAAGUGAAGAGAGCGUUUUGUUUUUUAAAAAAGGGUUUUAUGUAUUUUCCCUCUAAAUUAUUAACUUUUCAAAAAAGGUUUUAGAAUGGACUCCCACGUAAAAUUCAUUAUUAUUGGAUAACAAAGAGGCGAAUUAAUAUUUUGUCUAAUGAGGUUUAAUUAGUGGACAGCCAUCAAAAUUUCUGCCUAGACUGUUUACUUCCCCUAGUAUCCUGUUCUCCCCAACAGAAGGACACAUUAAAAAAAAAAAACACGCAAAAACCCUCACUUUCUUAAUCUUCUCAGUACUCAAUUUAGUGAGGCUCUUCUGCUGUGCCCUGGCUGCCCGAGACCUGGACGAAGUAGUGGACACCUACAUCCAUGCUGCCACCGCCAGGUUUCCCAAGACGCGUUAUGUUGUGGGACUCAAUGGAAACUUUGUAUUCAGGCCGCUCUGGACCUUGCCGACAUGGAUCAGUGACCUGCUUGUUAUUUUAUUUUACCCCAAACCAACAGGCUGCAGAAUGAUAGGGUAAAACAUUAUAACAACAUGGAUCUGACUUGGCAUUAAUGUACUGACUUGACAUUAAUGGAUUGACUUAACCCUAAUGAGCUGAUUUGGCAUUUAUGAACUGACUUGAGAUUAAUGUAUUGACUUGACCUUAAUGAACUGACUUGGCAUUUAUGAACUGACUUGACAUUAAUGAACUGACUAGGCAUUUAUGAACUGACUUGACAUUAAUGAACUGACUAGGCAUUUAUGAACUGACUUGACAUUAGUGAACUGACUUGACAUAAAUGUACUGACUUAACCUUAAUGAACUGACUUGACAUUAACGUACUGACUUAACCGUAAUGAAUUGACUUUACAUUAAUGUACUGACUUAACCUUAAUGAAACAGCAGUGCAUUAAUGAGCCGACUUGACAUUAAUGAACUGACUUUACGUUUACUGGAUCACGAAAUAUAUUCUUUAUAACCGGAUGCUGAAGUUAAAGAAGUCUGAUGUUAACUUACAACUAAGGCUAGCUCAUGACCCCAUCCUGGCCAGUGAUAGCCUAGUUCGGAACUGCCUGCUAGGGAACACGAGCACAAACUCCUGUGAGGCGUAUGGAUGAGAUUGUGAGGCAUGAUGGCGUGAUUUUGAGAAAUCUGGAUGUGGUUGUCAGGUGCAUUACUGCUAGCAUUUGGAUUAUGUGAGUUGUCUGUGGGUUUGUGUGAAGCGUUUGUGGGAUGUACGGAAAUGUGGUUGCGGUUGAGAGAAAUGUUGGUGGAAUUACAAGAAAUUUUGUUUGCAUUGUGAUUGUGGGAAAUGUGAAUGUGAUUGUGAGGAUGGUAAGAAAUUUGAGUGCAAAGGAGAUAAAUCUUUGAUUGUGUGAAAUUAUGUGGAUGUGAUUGUGUAAAAUGUGAUUGAAAGGAGGGUCAUUUUUUUGUGGUGAAAAGUUGAUACAUCCAUUGACUAAUUUAAUAAAAAUAUUUAUUAACUUUAAUGUUACACUUUUGUUGUCUUUGGUCUUUGUGUACCAUUUAAAAAUCUUUACUCUGAUUGAGC
Molecule: messenger RNA, 7208 nt
Organism: Lymnaea stagnalis (great pond snail)
Lineage: Eukaryota; Metazoa; Mollusca; Gastropoda; Lymnaeidae
Source: the annotation of a GenBank genome assembly